Penicillium concentricum is the source of this 750-nucleotide messenger RNA. RefSeq lists its product as uncharacterized. The transcript has 2 exons. The record is from RefSeq and is a predicted model, not a curated record. The coding region runs from base 1 to 750 and encodes 249 amino acids. NCBI's taxonomy places the organism in Eukaryota, Fungi, Ascomycota, Eurotiomycetes, Eurotiales, Aspergillaceae.
AUGGGAUCUUCUGAGCGAAAACAUCGUCAGCGCCAGCAGUCCGAGCUCGAGGCACUGCAAUCACGAAUAAAAUCAUUGGAGCAUUUGUUAAAUGUUGUUGAUGAGAGGAAAGAAAAGCUUCAAACCAUGGUCUUGGAAUGCCUCACUUUGUUGAUCGCGCGAGAACGACAACUUAAGGUCAACAGCUCAUGUUGCUGUCAAACAAAUGUUGCCCUGGGUGGUACUACAAAUAUAUCGGUGGCUAGAACAGAUACAGUUCCAGACGAGCUGUUGUUGAGCCAACUUCUGGGUUCAUCAAAAGGAAUUCUUGAUCAAACUGGAAGGAUGAGAACUACAAACGUUUCGGUAGCGGCAACGCUUCCUGGUGAAGACCUGUUGAAUGACAUGGUAGAAUCACCAGGAUCUCAUGACAACAUUGAAAACCUAAGUACUAUGUACACCCCAGUGGCUGCAACAGCAAUCAUUCCAGGCCCCUCGCUAUUGAAUCAACUGCUAGAAGGGCUGGGAGUGACACUAGAUGACUAUGAAAGGAUGCGCACAACCAGCACAAGGGGCUCCUCAGUAUCAAGAAGUUUCUCUUCUUCCGGGUCCCCCAUGGAGACUACCGCUCAGUCUUCGAUGGAGGGGUUUGAAGAUCAUGGACUCCCUUCUUCGGGUCCCGAUAUGGUCCACAGUAUGCUCGAAACAAUGGCAGAGGAACUUGGACUAGAUUCCUUCCAGAUGAGAGAUGAUUAUAGGAAUUCUUACUAG